AUGGUGGAGGACGUGAACGCUAUCAAGUCAUACAAUUGGAACAAUUUCACGUUGGGGGUGUGCAUGGAUGCUAUUAAAAAAAUGGUCGAAGAUCUUGAAAAAUUCAAGUGGCCUAUCGGGAACUUGGCUCUUCUUCAGUAUAUAUACUGGAAAAAAGUUGAGCCAAUUGGUUUGGAUACAUUUGAUCCUUUGUCUCGUGAAUACCCACUAAUGCUUAACUGGCCAGAAACGGAAGGGAAAAAGCGAGACGACUAUGACAACAUGCACGGGCGGGUCACCGGCAAUAUUGAAAACUGCAUUAGCGAAGAGUACAGACGUGCUAAGGUAGCACGUGAAGGGACUGUCCCAGAGGAAGAAAUGAAGAAACCUAAACGGAAAGGUGGUGGCAGGAGUAGAAAGCCAAGCAUGUCCGCGGUUUCAUCGAACACGACUUAUAGUAUGGACCGUGUGAUGACAUACAUAAAGCUGCUUCACAAGGAGGUUCUCAAUAUACCCGAAAGAUGUGCACAGAUGGUAAUGGAAAGGUUGAACACGGAAGGUGUGCUGUACAAACCCAAUAAGAGGGACAACAAUGACGAAUUUGAUAAUGUAGGUGAAGGAGUUGGGAUGGAGAAUGGCAAGUACAAGUCAUCAAAAUAUUGGCCAGAUAUUGAAUCACCUACGGACGUAAAGAUAGGAACAUCUUUCACGGGUAUGAAUGAUACCUCCGUGCCCGUUGAUGACACGGGUGCUCCGGCGACGACACCGGGUAAAGGUGAAGCUACUGAUCCUUUCAUUAUAGACGAUAAUGGAAACUCUCCAUCUUCGGCAUCAACUGUACGUACAAAAGACUUUCCGUCUAUGUCCCGAACCCCGCAGAAUGCUGAUAUUUCUGGUGAGUCUAUGGAUGCUUUGUCACCAACAAAGUCCGAAGACACGUUUGAGAGUUUCCCGGCAGAGAGCAACAUAGGUAAUGGUGAAGGCAGUCAGGAAAAUGAAGAUCUGUUUGCAUCAUCACCACAUUCAAUUCUAGCAAGUUCUCUUAAUAUGACUCCGGAUCACAUAGAGGCAGACAGAGUUUUUGUUGAGACUCUCGCAUCGUCAAAGAAGCAUGCACACCGAACCGUGGUUGAUGUGCCGCCACCAGAUGGGGACAUAUGCACGCCAGCUAUGCUUCACGAUGUCCUGACGUUUAAAUGGUUGAAUGGCGCUAUCAUCAAUGCAUAUUGUAAACACCUACAACACCGUGAUUUUUCUAAUCGUUACAUAUCAACAACGUGGUUCCCCAAAUUUAUGUUGAAUAGGGAAAGGGGAAAGACCAAGUCAGUAAAUGAUUUAGACUCAGAGAAUGUUACAAAGAAAACAAAAGUCCUCGCAAGAGUAAUGGAUGAGUAUUUCAGAUGGGACAAGGCGUAUUUUUCUAUGCACGUUAAUGAUAAUCAUUGGAUAACCAUAGUGAUGCACACCGUCAAGGAGGAGUUUCAAGUUCUUGACUCAAAUUCUAAAGGCGCAAUUAGCCAAAGAAUUCGCGAUAUGAUUGCCACCCUGAGAGCUGAAAUUUCUAAGGAUAUUAUGGAGGCCAACUCAACUCUUGAAGCAAAAAAAAUUCCAGAUGUCUCAUCGUGGCCAAUAAAUGAGUAUAAAAUGCCGAGACAAAAAGAUGGGGCGAUUCUGGUGGCAGCAGCGGCGCUGGAUCCGAUGAAGAUCGGCCUGGCAGCAUGA
Messenger RNA from Aegilops tauschii subsp. strangulata, 1701 nucleotides. NCBI's taxonomy places the organism in Eukaryota, Viridiplantae, Streptophyta, Magnoliopsida, Poales, Poaceae. The record is from RefSeq and is a predicted model, not a curated record.